Molecule: messenger RNA, 8747 nt
Organism: Petromyzon marinus (sea lamprey)
Lineage: Eukaryota; Metazoa; Chordata; Hyperoartia; Petromyzontiformes; Petromyzontidae
Gene: GAD1
Product: glutamate decarboxylase 1
Biological process (GO): GABA biosynthetic process
Cellular component (GO): presynaptic active zone; cytoplasm
Molecular function (GO): pyridoxal phosphate binding; glutamate decarboxylase activity
Source: RefSeq, a predicted model, not a curated record
AGCCCAGCCUCGCUGACUCUGUCCGCCACCGCUGCCUUAGCCAACAUUCGCUCGCCAAAGCCCUCUCGACCGCACGCACGCACGCACGCGCCACCCAGCUAGCGGCAGCGCCAGCAGCAGGAGUGUGAAGCAAGAGAGGGAGGAGGAGGAAGGGGAGCGCAUUCAACAAGCCAGCCAAGCCAGCGGACAAUCAUUCACCGGAGUACAGGUGUGCAGAGCAUUCUCUCGCCCAACGUUCAUCGGCCACCUCAGAACGGGAGUUUGUGGCGCUCGUGUCCGGCUGUUACCUAGCGAGGUCUUCCCCUUUUUGAGACGGAGAAACAAGAGGAGACCAAGGGGGGUGGUCGUACGGCACGCAACAUCUCAUUGAGUUCAACUCCGAGGGAAGGUUCUCAUAAUGGCCACGCCGCCCAGCACAGCGGAGAGCGGAGGGGGGGCUGCCUCGAGCGGAGCGGGGAGGGAUCCCUCGGCUCGUGUCCUGCGACCCCCAACCGAUUACAACGACUGGUGCGAAGUUGCCCACGGCUGCACUCGCAAGCUGGGUAUGAAGCUGUGUGGGUUCCUGCAGAGAGGGGUGUUGGACGAGCGCGGCUCUGGCGGCAUGCCGGGCUCGCUCGGAACCCAGCAAAGCCAGCAGCAGGCCGGCGGGGGUCGGCUCGGCGGCGCGGACGGCACCGCCGGCUGCAAGGGAGACGGCGCCGAGAUGGACGGCGACCCCAGGGUUCACCGCCGCACGGAGGUCAACUUCUCUAACCUGUACGCGCGAGACCUGCUGCCGGCCAAGAACGGCGAGGAGGCGACGGUGCAGUUCCUGCUGGAGCUGAUGGACAUCCUGCUGAGCUACAUCCGCAAGACGUUCGACCGCUCCACCAAGAUCCUGGACUUCCACCACCCGCACCAGCUGCUGGAGGGCAUCGAGGGCUUCAACCUGGAGCUGUCGGACUCGCCCGAGUCGCUCGAGCAGAUCCUGGUGGACUGUCGGGACACGCUCAAGUACGGCGUGCGCACAGGUCACCCACGGUUUUUCAACCAACUGUCUUGUGGCCUGGACAUCAUUGGAUUGGCUGGGGAGUGGCUGACCUCGACGGCCAACACCAACAUGUUCACCUAUGAGAUCGCGCCCGUGUUCGUCCUCAUGGAGAAAAUCACGCUGAAGAAAAUGCGCGAGAUCAUCGGCUGGCCCAACGGCGAUGGCGACGGCGUCUUCUCUCCAGGGGGAGCCAUCAAUAACCUGUACGCCGUCAUGGCCGCUCGCUACAAGUUCUUCCCGGAGGUGAAGAUGAAGGGGAUGGCGGCUGUCCCUCAGCUCGUGCUCUUCACCUCCGAGUGUAGUCACUACUCCACCAAGAAGGCAGCUGCUGCGCUUGGGAUCGGAGCCGACAAUGUCUUUCUCAUCAAAGCCGACCAGAGGGGGAAGAUGAUUCCUGCUGAUCUGGAAGCCAAGAUCAUCGACUCAAAGAAAAAAGGGAUGGUGCCGUUCUUCGUGAGUGCCACGGCCGGCACCACGGUGUACGGCGCCUUCGACCCGCUCCAUGACGUUGCUGACAUCUGCCAGCGCCACAACAUGUGGAUGCACGUCGACGCUGCGUGGGGAGGUGGACUGCUGAUGUCUCGCAAGCAUCGCCACAAGCUCAACGGGGUCGAGAGGGCGAACUCGGUGACCUGGAACCCCCACAAGAUGAUGGGGGUGCUGCUGCAAUGCUCGGCUAUUCUCGUCCGUGAGGAGGGCUUGCUGCAGGGCUGCAACAAGAUGUGCGCCGGGUACCUGUUCCAGCCCGACAAGCAGUACGACACGUCCUACGACACGGGCGACAAGGUGAUCCAGUGCGGCCGCCACGUCGACAUCUUCAAGUUCUGGCUCAUGUGGAAGGCCAAGGGCACGGUUGGGUUCGAGGCUCAGAUCAACAAAUGCCUGGACCUGGCCCAGUACCUGUACAGGACCAUCAAGAACCGAGAGGGAUAUGAACUCGUCUUCCAGGGGGAGCCGGAGCACACGAACGUGUGUUUCUGGUACAUACCUCUGAGCCUGCGAGGGAUGCCUGACGGGGAGGAGAGGAGAGGCAAGCUCAGCAGGGUCGCGCCCAAGGUGAAGGCGCGCAUGAUGGAGGCGGGCACCACCAUGGUGGGCUACCAGCCGCAGGGGGACAAGGUCAACUUCUUCCGCAUGGUCAUCUCCAACCCGGCCGCCAUGCAGUCCGACAUCGACUUCAUGCUGUCCGAGAUCGAGCGUCUGGGCCAUGACCUGUGAGGGCAGGAGGCAGCCCUGCCCUGCUGCUGCCCCUCCCCAACCUCCCACACUGCCCCCCCCCCCACCGUGGUGCUGCCACCCACCAAUAGGGCCCCCAGCUUUGCUAGCGCUGCUUCCAUGACUUAGCGAGAGGAGGUGUGUGUACUGGAUGUGGAGUUCCAGGUGCGGAAAUAUUUUCCGGGGUUCCUGACCCCAACAGAACCGGGUGGAGUUUUCGCCCUGGCUGCUCCCAUAAAUCCCGGCUGGGUGUGGUACUUCAGCGCUGCCCCUCCUGCGAUACAUCUUCACCCCCCCCCCCCCAUCGCCAUCCACUCGAUGAAACCUCAUCAUAUCACCUCUUUCCGUGUGCCACCCAUCUUCAAUAAAUCUUCUAAUGCUGCCUUUCCGACCGCCACCCAAAGUGCUUCCCUCCCCCCCGUUAUAAACAUCUCCGUGGCACUCCGUCUCCUUUGAGCACCCCCUCGCUUAGUGCUUCCCUUCCCAAAGCUGCCCCCAACCACCAGCCCCCAUUCUCUAGGAAGCCGUAUCGUGCCCCCCACACAGACACAGUGCUUCCCUUUCAGCGCCACCCCUUCUAAGAGCUGCCUUAGCUCAGCUUUCUACAGCCACCACCUUUACUUCGUACGCAGUCCAGCGGCGUCACACGGGUGACACGCCCAAUCCAUCUCGACUGGCUGCGACUAUUCCAUGCGCGAAGUACCGUAACUCGGAUCGGAACCGCAACGCACUGUUCCACACAAUGCAUCGCAGCUGCCACACGCUCAAUCACUCUGCUGUCACCUCUCCCCCGCCCGCCUCUAUCCCCAUUGAUGCCCGCUCCAAUAAUUUUUUUUUUUAGUAAAUCGGUAAUAUAAAUCUUCUGUGCCAUGGGAUGUGAAAAUGCGGCUCAAAUUUUGAACAAACGAUACGUCUUGCAAUUUUCGUUUCAAUUUGACAGAUCGCUGAACGUGGCACGAGCGUCGGCACUUGUGUACGUAAGAGAAAUUACGCCGAGCGAAGGAAGGAAAAAAAAGUACUUUUCUCUAAAAUUACACGCACGGAGGGAGGGAUGUCCCCGACCUUGUAUAACGGUGAGCACGCUGUACUUGUUAGCCAGAGGUCACCGGUUAGAUACGAUCUCCCGGCAGGGCAUUUGAAACGACAGUGGAGCAACUUUCUUUUUAAAUUUCCGUUGCCUCUGUCCACCCCGGUGCUACGAAUCGGUUCAGUGAUCGGCGGCUCGACUGCACUGGAAUCCAAUUUUGGUGACUCUUCCCACCUUGUUCCGAGGACAUCCGGUCAAAUAACCCUGUUGCAAGAGGCCAUUCCCGCCAGCAGCGGAGUGAGCAAAAGAGUUGUUGUCCUGCAUAUUUACCUUCUUGUCUUGUCUUGUUUCCAGUCUUCAUGUUGCGUUCACAUGUUCUCGUCACCUCUCAUGGCUACUCGUCUCUUUUCAUUGUCGAUCCAGCCAGGGGGCAGGCUGCUGUUGUAAAUGCACAUUUCCUCCUGGUGGACCUUGCUUGCUGGACACUUACAGCCUUCUCCCAUGUCCUGUAGCAUGUGCUGCACAUGUACACUCUCUUCGGGAUGGCACAACAGAUUGCGUCGCUUGGUACACGCGCACCCGUCGCAUGCCUCGAACUGCCACUAGCCAAUCUCACACUAGCCCCUGUUGUCCACUGGCCACUUUGACGUACGGUUUGCCUCCUCUCCUGGUUUUCCCAAGAUCCGUCCACUUGUUGAGGGAGGCAGCCAUCAAAAUCAACAUCCUUGAUUCCAAUUUUAUUUUGAAAUGCCCAGCGACGAUCACAUUGCUGUAGGUAAUUGCAGGAAAAUUGGCUUAAUUAUGUAUACAUAUGCAAUAGAACUUCGCUCUUGAACUCAACCCUAUUACCCGUGGUUCUCAUUACCCCCAGGAUCUAUAGAAUUUACGAAAACUCCUAUUAUCCGCAGCCCGAUUGUUCAUAUUGUCCGCUGUUACCGGCUGUUUUUCUUGUUCUGCAUUGCACGGCUUUCUAUUAUCCGCACAUUUUUCGCGAGUUUCCAUCGGCAAAUUAAUCGCGUUCACAAUAAUCCCGUUUUUUUUGGGUUGUUGCCUGCAACAGAUGAGUGGAGUCAGAUUUGGGGACUGUCCCGCCAAAACAGCUCCUGCGUUCCCAGUAAACGCGCAAUGUUGUGGCAACGUUGACCCAACGUUGGGGCCCAAACCUUGCACGUAUUACUGGCUUGUUCAUAAACUCGCAUCACAAAAGGAGGUUCCCCGUACCUCUUUAUUUCAGUCUCGCAGGUUUCCAGUGUAACCUUUUUGUACAUUCGUUUGGUUGCAAUGAGGGCUAAAGAUCCCCAGUGAUUUUGAAAUAGAUGACGAGAUCUCACGAUAAACGCUUUGAACAACAGUCUACUCCGAUAGUUUUUCUUUUUUAAAAAGACGGAAAGUAAACUAACAAAGAAGCACAGUGCAAUAAGCAGCAAUGUUGUAUGCUCAGCACGUGCAUUAAACAAUAUAUUAUUAUAAAACUCAAAUAGCAUUCGGGUUAUAGUGAAGACAACCCGAGAUUGUCACGCAGAUGUCUAUGGAGAGGGGCGAUAGCGCCUCUGUGCGGUGUCAAAAGGUGAAGUAAAAACAGGGCAAUUGUAAGAAAGAGUUUGACUGCUUGCUGGCAGGUGGGGGGGAUCCCGUUCAGGGUUCGUGGGGAGCGGUGGUGUCGCGCUGAGUGCUACGCUCUGCUGCGAAACUUGGCGGACCCGAGUUUGAUUCCCGCUCACGGCACAACACCAGGUCUUGGGCCCUCCCCUAGGUCAACUCGGCCUCCAAAUGAGUGCCUGGUGCGGUGUGUAAACAUCGUCUGGGGUAGACGAAGGUGACCGGUGCGUGGUUGUUGGCCACUCCGCCUUAAUAGGUGCUCGCUAACAGCACUUGCCACAACAGUGUUACAGGCUAUACGGUGGAUCUUUGGCUGCACCGCUGGUAUUGGAUGGAGAAAGCGAUGCGACAGAAUUGGCAGCAGCUCGAGGUUGAGUGUGAAUGUAACCAAUCUAACAACUAUUCGAUUUGGCUUACUAAACGGUCUCGUCCGUUACUUUACACACAACUUUCAUUUGUUAUUUUGAAAUAAAUUGAAUUUUGUUGCAAUAACAACCUCCCCCCCCCCGCCCCGCCCCCUACAAUGCUUUUAUUUUUCUUCGCAGGCUAAUUAAGUAAGCCUCAGCGGGCCCGUGAUUUCUCACCUCGAGCUUGCCCGCGUUGAGACAGCUGUCAUGUCCCGGGGCUUCUAGACAAGAGAGGUGAUGGGAGAGGUAGCGAAAAACGGGGGCCUAUCUCAAGUGCAGCGGGGUUUAGCUCUAAAUAGGUCUCUGUGUGGGUAGUAAAUACUAAAAAAAAAACAGCAUUUAACAACGUCCGAAGCAACGACGUUUUUUUGCAUCAAACGUUGCAAAAAAAAAUUGCGCAGUGAGAAUUUGCGACCUUUGUCGACCUCCAACGUGCGUGACCCCCCCCCCACCCCACGUGGUGUUCUUUGUGAGUCUGUAUGCCCCCCCCCCCCCAUCAUUCGUGUGCCCGUGUGGUUACAGGGUGUUUUCGAGACGGUCGUCGUUUUCACACCGUUUUUGGUCCCCUACCCUUCGCGUCUUCUCCUCCCCACCAACCUCUACCUCCCCCUCGGUCGGUCGGUCGGUGUCUCGUCCGGUGCUGCCAACUCUGCGACGCUGUCGCCUUCGACAACUUGAGCGCGAACAUUUCGGGUUUUUUUUUUGUUUUGCGUGUCUGUUUUACCAACGGCAAAAACAAAAGUGGUGUUCAAUUUUUUUUUUGUCGGAAGCGAACGAGCGACCAAACUUUUUUUUUUUCCCCGCGGAGCGAUUUUGAGUUUGUGUCCAGGUGUCGUGUGGCUUUGUUUUGAAGGUUUCCCGUAUAGCACUUCUUCGUAAAUUGCCAGGUGAUACGACUUUUGGAAGGGUCUUUCUUGCGACUUUGUGAAGUCUUUUUUUGUCUUUCGUUUUUGGUGAUUCUCCACUUGUAAGGGGGAGUUGGCAACGCUUGUCUUUUCGGGCACACCCCCCCCCCCCCCCCAUGUCGUCCCCCUGUGUGACCUUGCGUUGUGUGGCACCAAAUAGCAAUAGUGGUGGGUUGUAGCUAUUAACUGUUUCUCGCUGUUAGGAAUUGAUUUUUCUCUAGAACAAAUUGCACUCGAGUUUAAGAAUAUAUAGAGAUUGUGUGUGUGUAUAUAUAGAUAUAAACCGUAUAUUGCUGUGUUGGCCGGGCUGUGAUGUGCGAUGUAACUGAAUGAAAUGACGAACAACCCGGUAGCUUUAUGGAUUGUUGGGGGGGGGGGGGGGGGGAGGAGCAGGGGGCUAAUGUUAUGCCAGCAGUGAAAACCCAAACACACCACAACCCCCCCCCCCCCCACAUGUCUCCCCACCAUCUACCCCUAAACGACAACCAACUUGUCCGCUCAACCCAACUUUGCGAGCACCUCCAACUGAAAUGGAACCAACGCAGAGUGUAGUCAAACGGGUUCAGCGUGCAUGGCAGGCCCCCCACCACCCCCAUUCACGAACGGGGUUCUCCUGGCCGUACCGCCGUGGUUGUUGGGCACGUGUCGCUUCCGAAGAAGCUCUCCGGCACGUGGCACGACCCUCAAACGCGUGCAGGAGGGAUGACCACCAACAGCAGCUGAGUCAUCACGGUGGCAACACACACAAAAAAAAACCGCAUAAACCGCCCCAUCGCAGAGUUGUGGGCCUCCAAUAAUAACACGCGCGGCGAAAAAUCUCAGUCGACUCUCGUCGAAUUGCCACCAUUUAGCGUUCCCCUUGAGGUUUGAAAUCCUCUCCUCCUACCUUGCAUUGCGAAUCGCCUCCAUUCACGUGCAUGGCUCCCGAGUUGACACGCGAUUCACCUUCACUUCCACGAACAACUCGGGUGUCGUCGCAGCGAGUGUGUGACGGCCGCUCUAUCUCUCUCUCUCUACUUUCAGAGAGACAAACAAGGUUCACGCUCGUUGCGGUCUGUUUUGAAACGAGCAGCGGUAACUUUCAUAGACAAACAUCUUCUACAACCAGGGGUGGGAACCACCGGAUGUAUGCGUGCUGUCCUGCCGAAUAGGACUUGACGCUAUUUUGGCAAUAACGCGAGCAAGAUACGUUUAAGUGCACGGUUUUAUUGGCAGGUCAAACAAAAAUAUCCCCCCCCCCACCCCCUUCUAGUACCCAAUUAGUACGGCUACGAUGCUUGUACUGUUGUGAGGAAUAAAUAACAACAAAAAACAUCUAAAUAUUGCCGUUUCAAAGCGGUAGGCGGCCUCCUAGAUCCUCGGGCCGUACGAAGCGAAUUCUGGGAUUUGUGCCACGCAUCAGUUUCCCAUCCUGCCACCUCUUGUGUGUUUAAAGCGCCGUUCAAUCUCAUCGAAACCUACCAACUCGAUCGCAAAUUCCCUCACGCGUGGAGAUCCACAAAGGUGCACUACGCAUAUACUACCCCAGUGUUUAUUCCCAGUAAUGCUAAACAUCCAUUAGUCAUUAAAGUUUUUGUUUUGGGUUAGAUCACGUAGAUAUAAAUGCGUCGUUCGUAAUAGCCUACGUGUUUAAACAAGACAUUCGCGACCAAUAUUAUCCAUAAUAUAGGUUGUUGGGGUUAAUUGCUGAACUUAUAAAUAAAUAAUAAAUGCGUCGUUCCCCGACCAGCACGGCCAAUUAGUCAGGUUCGUCACGUAAACAAAACGUGCUAAUUAAUUACUACUUCAGCACAACACACCGCUUACAAUUCGAGUACCGUCACGUUUUGCUGGUGAUUACAACCAGCUUCAUCAGGCGAUUAGCUUGCUCCGUCUCAUUUACCAAUUCUUCGUCUCUCCCCCCGGCAGUACAAAUCGGUGGGUCCGAAGGUGGCGUGUGGAGGAGGUUAAAGCGUGGGGUGCUAUCUUCCAACACGUCCGGUCAACGUGGAACAGCUCGCAAUUGCAGGGCUGCGCCUUUAACCUUCAAUGUUAUCACAUUUGACUUCCUACUCAUAAAUAGCCACCACCGUGUUCACCGCUACAGUUAUACUGAAAUAAACUAGCAGGUUGUGUUACACAGGGCCGAAUUAAGGCACGGGGCUUUAGGAGAUGCAGCCCAGGGGGGGCCUCCGUCAGCUGGAGGGCCUCCAGAGAUGAACUGAAACGUUAUUUAAUUUGUGAAUGCUGAAUUUAGUUGUUGGCCUUGUAAAAAUAACAUUUAUUUUUCUUUGACUUUGUUUUCCUUUUGAAAAUAUUACUGGGGGCUUACACAAUCUAAAUCCGGCCCUGGUUGUAUAUUGGGACGAGACCUAGAGUUAAGAAUGUGUUGCGGUCGCAGUAUUUACAACAAAAUGUGUCUCACCAGACGUUACGAUAACAACGUGCAAUGUUUGACCGUGACCCCCCCCCCCCCAAUCACAGCCCGCGACCCCCCCCCUACUCCUAGCGCUGGGUGUGUAAAGUUGUGAUGGUCCACUCCCCUCCUCCGCCGUGUGUGCUGUCUCCUCGCCCACCCACUCCAC